Molecule: messenger RNA, 2229 nt
Organism: Magnolia sinica
Lineage: Eukaryota; Viridiplantae; Streptophyta; Magnoliopsida; Magnoliales; Magnoliaceae
Product: receptor-like protein EIX2
Exons: 1
Coding region: 237-2177 (646 amino acids)
Molecular function (GO): protein binding
Source: RefSeq, a predicted model, not a curated record
GAGAUGCAGAUAAACUCAGUGCUAACUGUUCGGAACUCCUUGAAGGCAGUUGGAGUAGGAUCAAGACACUUCAACUUUAUUUGGGUCAUCUAUAUGGAGAAAUCCCAGUGUCUACUGGCAAUAUAACAUCACUUGAGUCUCUCGGGCUGUCUUUCGAUGAGAAUACAAGAGGUAGCAUUCCAAGAGCCAUAACUAAGCUUAUCAAUUUAGAGACCCUGGCAUUGUAUGGAUACCAUAUGCAUGCAGCCAUUCCUGAUUGGUUACCUGAGCUAAAAAAUCUUAGAAGACUUGUUCUCCAGGAUUGCAUGCUACUGGGCCCAAUCCCUGCAGCUCUUUUUGGAGGAUUGUCUUCCUUAGAAUAUUUAGAUCUCAGUAGCAAUCAGUUGAAUGGGACAAUCCCAACAACUUUAGGACAACUUUCUAACUUGUUUUUUCUUGACCUCUCUUACAACUCCUUGAGAGGAAACGUGUCUGAAAGUCUUUUUGAAAACCUCAAAAACCUGAACAUGUUGCGUUUGUCUUCCAAUCCUUUGGUUUUUGAUCCACACACUGAUUGGGCCCCUCCAUUUCAGCUUUAUAUGAUUAUGCUAACAUCAUCUCAUUUAGGUCCUCGAUUUCCUCCUUGGCUACGAACACAAAAAUCCAUACAGAUGUUGGAUCUCUCUAACUCAACUAUCUCUGGCAUCAUCCCCACCUGGUUUUGGGAUUUAACAUCCCAACUUGUUUCACUGAACCUUUCAAAUAACAAUAUUUCUGGCCAAUUGCCCAACAUUUUAAAACUGCAGUCUCAGGCCAACAUUGAUUUGAGUUGGAAUAAUUUCAGUGGUCCCAUACCUUGCAUAUUGAAUGGAGCUAUGAUACUCGAUCUCUCCAAUAAUCAAUUUUCUGGGCAAAUCCCACCAAAAUUUACAUCCACAAUGCACGAUUUAGAAGUCUUUUCUGCUAAAGGUAACCAAAUCAGUGGUAUAAUUCCCUCAUCCAUAGAAGGAAUGAAAUCCCUGACCGCCCUUGACCUUUCCCGAAACAAUAUAAGUGGUAUCAUUCCAUCGAGAUUGGGUAAUUGUGUAGCCCUUGAGGCACUUGAUUUGAGUGAGAACCGGUUGUCAAGAGGAAUACCCAGGUCUUUGGGUCUGUUACGUCGACUCCAAACAUUGCACUUGAGCAACAAUGCCUUAUCAGGAAAAAUCCCUUUGCCUUUGAAGAAAUGUGCUAGUUUGGAAACUCUCGACCUUGGAUACAACAAUUUCUCAGGUCAUGUUCCCACUUGGAUUGACGAAAGCUUUCCAGCUUUAAGAAUUCUGUGCUUGCGGUCAAAUAUGUUCACUGGCAACAUCCCACCUCAGCUAUUAAACCUAACUUCUCUUCAGUUCCUUGAUGUGGCAGAAAAUCAUUUAUCUGGUUCAAUUCCUCAAAAUUUUGAAAAUCUCAUCUCAAUGAAAAAUGAGCAGAAGAUGAACCUGUUUCUUACCUAUGGAGAGAUGAAGACAAUGCAUCAUGGGAAACACUUUCGACUGAAAGGCACAUCAUAUUACAUGGAAAACUUGCUUGUGUCAAUGAAGGGGCAAAUGCUUGAAUAUACUCGAACAGUUUCACUGGUUACAUGUAUGGACCUUUCAACAAAUAACUUAUCUGGAGUAAUUCCUGAAGGACUCACAAGUCUUUUGGGAUUGCAUGUCUUAAACUUAUCUGGAAACUAUUUGACUGGAAAGAUCCCAGACAAGAUUGGUAAAUUGGCAUUACUGGAGUCUCUUGAUUUCUCUAAAAAUCAGCUUUCAGGUACAAUUCCACAGAGCAUGUCAAAUUUAACUUUUUUAAGUCACUUGAACUUGUCAUACAACAAGUUUUCGGGAAAAAUUCCAUCAGGAAAUCAGCUCCAGACGCUUGAAGAUCCAUCUAUGUAUAUCGGCAACAAUGGACUAUGUGGACCUCCUCUUGCAAAGUGUGUUAGCGAUAAAACAUCUCAAGGUCCGAUGCCUGUUAGUGGUGAUGAAGAAAAAGGUGAAGAAGAAUAUGAAAUGCGUUGGCUUUACUCUGCAAUGGGACCAGGAUUUGCGGUGGGGUUUUGGACCUUCUGUGGCAUUUUAGUGCUCAAGAAGUCUUGGAGGAUUGCCUAUUACCGCUUCUUUGAUAAGAUGAAAGAUAAACUUUUUUGUAAUUGUGGCUUCGCUGGAUGUUAGAUUGAAGAAGUUUGUGGAGACUCAAGUCAUGAGUAAUGGAUAAUUGUUGCAA